Messenger RNA from Candoia aspera, 4407 nucleotides. RefSeq names its product zinc finger protein 366 (gene ZNF366). Gene Ontology annotation, molecular function: RNA polymerase II cis-regulatory region sequence-specific DNA binding; DNA-binding transcription factor activity. Lineage: Eukaryota; Metazoa; Chordata; Lepidosauria; Squamata; Candoiidae. Bases 195 to 2357 code for a protein of 720 amino acids. The transcript is spliced from 6 exons. Gene Ontology annotation, biological process: regulation of transcription by RNA polymerase II. The record is from RefSeq and is a predicted model, not a curated record.
GUUUUCUAAAUUCACUGCAGCUGCCACACGAGGAGUGACAACUUUGCCAGUUAGGGAGCAAUUACAAGCAUUGGGCCACUACCAUUGUCGGGUCAGCACCUGAUGUCUGGAGCUCAUGCAGAUGCAUUCAAAGCCAAUUUGGCCCAAAGGUGAUAAUUUAAUGAAGCUAGAUCAUCCAAGAGGACUUCAGUGCAAUGAAGAAAGAGGACACACUCUGCAGGAUGGACAAUAUGCAAACCUUUUCCUUUGCUCAUUGCUUGGAUCCUAUUGUGAAGACCAGUAUAGCUUCACCCCUCAGUGAGGAAUUCAGGACACAGCUUGCCCAAUUUGGAUACAGCCCUCCAACAGACUUAGAAAACUUCAAAAGUUCUUUGGAAGGGGGAUCUCGUAAACGUAAAAGUAUGCCCAUGAAAAUGCCUCCUACUCUCCCUCCAGGAGAUCCCACAUCUCCAUUGCACACAUCUGAAGAAAAUGUUGAUGGAGGUUCUCCCAGCGUCCCUUCAAUAUUUCACCAUGAAGCCACACAGUCAAAGUACAGUGCUCACAUGAUCGACCUCUGCAACCUUGGUUAUCAUUUUUACAGGACUCUGGAACACUUUGGGACACAGCCUAUCAAAGAAGAACCAAUAAAACCCAAAGUUCUAUGGCCUGGCCCUACUGCAUUUCUGCAGGCUCCCUAUUCAUACUACCCCAAAGUCCACCCUACUCUAAUGUUCCCUUUUAUGAUCCCCCCAGAUUUUCAUUUUAGAAAUCCUUUCCCAUUGAAAAGGCCUCCAGAACCACCCUUCAAAACGGUUGAGUUAAAUGAGCAAGCUGAAAAGAAGCAAAAGGUAGAAAGAGUGGAUGUUAACAUUCAGAUUGAUGACAGCUAUUACAUUGAUGUAGGAGGGGAGCAGAAACGUUGGCAGUGCCCUAUGUGUGACAAGUCUUACACAUCCAAAUACAACUUGGUCACUCACAUUUUGGGGCAUAGUGGCAUCAAGCCACAUGCUUGCUCCCGGUGUGGCAAGCUUUUCAAGCAGCUGAGUCACCUGCAUACCCAUAUGCUGACUCAUCAAGGCACUCGGCCUCAUAAGUGCCAAGUAUGUCACAAGGCCUUUACCCAAACCAGUCACCUGAAGAGACACAUGAUGCAGCACAGUGACAUUAAACCUUACAGCUGCAGGAUCUGUGGGAGGGGGUUUGCCUAUCCCAGUGAGUUGAAAGCUCAUGAAUCCAAGCAUGAGAAUGGCCGAGAAAAUAUCUGCAUUGAGUGUGGUCUUGACUUCCCAACUUUGGCUCAGCUGAAGAGGCACUUAACCACCCACCGAGGUCCUAUACAAUACACUUGCACCGAGUGUGACAAGACAUUCCAGUACCCAAGCCAGCUGCAGAAUCACAUGAUGAAGCACAAGGAUAUCCGCCCAUAUAUUUGUACUGAGUGUGGCAUGGAAUUUGUGCAGCCUCAUCACCUGAAGCAGCACUCUUUGACUCAUAAGGGUGUGAAAGAGCACAAGUGUGGGAUCUGUGGCCGGGAGUUUACACUACUUGCCAAUAUGAAGAGACAUGUCUUAAUUCACACCAAUAUCAGGGCCUACCAAUGCCACCUCUGCUUUAAAAGCUUUGUGCAAAAACAGACCCUCAAAGCCCACAUGAUUGUCCAUUCAGAUGUCAAACCCUUCAAAUGUAAGCUGUGUGGAAAAGAAUUUAAUCGAAUGCAUAAUUUAAUGGGCCACAUGCACUUGCAUUCCGACAGCAAGCCAUUUAAAUGCCUCUACUGUCCCAGCAAGUUCACCUUGAAGGGGAAUCUCACCAGACACAUGAAAGUCAAACAUGGGGUCAUGGAAAGAGGAUUUCGUUCUCAAGGAUUUGGAAGGGAGCAACUGAGAAUAACACAAACAGAUACCCCAGGAAGCCUAGAACAGGAAGAACCCUUUGACCUUUCCCAAAAAAACCAUGGGCAAGGAUUUUCCUUUCAUUCUGACGGGGAGACUGCCAAACAAAACUCAGCCCAUGAUGAAGAAGAUGACAACUGCCACAGGGCAGAGCAGUAUUCCCCUCGCAUGUACGAGAAAGGCAAGAAACCUAACAGACUGCAGGACCCUCCAGGCCAAUCAGAAUAUGAGGUUAAGGAUUUCAGAGAGUCAUACUGUGAAGGAAAAGAGAAAAAGUUCAACGACACUGUUGAGGACAAACAAGAAAACAAAAGGGAGCAAAGCCGAGGAGAGAGAGACUUUGUGAAUAACAAUGAGGAAUAUCACUUUGAAAGGCUCACUCAGUCUCUAUCUGACUAUUUGUACUUUCAACAUAGGAACAAGAGUUUGAAGGAACUGCUGGAAAGUAAGAUGGAAACGCAAGCUGUUUUUCUGGGGAUCUAAAUGGACAUCACUGAACUUACUUUUGGGAAAAUGAAGUGCUUUCAGAGUUUUUGGCUAACACAAACUGUAAAAUCUACCAAAAUUGGUAAAUGAUAGCAAAAAAUAUAUAAGCAUAAAAAACUAGCAGAAAUAAUUUAAGACAAUGUUCACUUGUCAUUCAAUUGUUCUUUCAGGUUUUCUGUUUUUAUACAGUAAUAUUUUAGAGAUUAAUCUUUCAUUCUCUUCCCAAUACUUUGUCCCAAUAUUUGGACUGGGUCUACAUGUUCAGCAGAACAAAGUGGAAGAGUCCUGGGGUAGUAAGUCAAAUAAAUGGCAUAUGAGAUAGUCUUUUUUUUUAAUGUUUCCCUAUGUGAUAAGUUUUCUCCCAUCACAACUUUGUCCAGGCUGCACAAUACUCAUUUUUGUUUGUUUAUUCAUUUUGCUUGCAGGAAGUUAAGCACAUGUAAAGCAAUCACCUGAAGUGGUGCAGUACUGUCUCUAUCUCAAGAUACCACCACUUGAUUGUGCUGGUUGUGCAGCUCAGUCCAGGCCUCGGUUCCUAACAUUCUGUCCCACUGUGUCAAGACCAAGAACCAGUAACUGGGGCAGAUCUUCCUGAGCAAUAAGAAAUGAGGAAGAAACUCCUUUCUUAUUCCAGACACUGGAAGAGUAGGCUUAGCCUCUUUGUGGUAGUAUCCUUUCAUGUUUCCUGUUUUUAUACAGUGAUAUUAUAGAGGUUAAUCUUUCAUUCUGUUCCAUUACCUUGUCCCAAUCAAUUUCACUGUAGCCUGUAUAAGUUAAUAACCACACCCACUCUACACAUAGCCAAGAGGCCCCUUGAAGGCCUACUUUCCGUACAAAAGCUGUCAGUUAUAAAAUUGGCCUUUUAGUAGAUCAAUGUAGCCUAUCAUGGGAAAAAGAGAAGCUUAUUUCAUUUCCUCUGGACAAUUUUUUUUCUUGAUAAUACUGUAUUACUUGCCUUUUUUUAAUUUUUUGGUGCCUUCAAGUCAGUGUUGACUUCUGGCAACUGCCUGGACAAGUCCCUGCAGUUUUUUUGGCAAGAUUUUUCAGAAUUGGUUUGCCAUUGCCUCCUUCCUAGGGCUGAGAGAGAGUGAUUGGCCCAAAGUCACCCAGCUGGUUUCAUGCCUGUGGGACUAGAACUGACAGUCUCCUGGUUUUCUAGCCUGCCUUAACCACUACACAGUACUAUAGAAUUGGUUAUAUCGGUGCACUAAAUACUUAAAUGGAUUAAGGUGUCAUUCCAUAACCUCAUAGCAUUAUGUAGACAAUAAAAUUGGGUUGGGAUUUAUAGGCAGAGUCAGCUCUAACCAUCUAAACACCUUCUAGAAUGGGCUUUUCCAAUGUUAAUGGCUGUUAAAUUCUAAUCUUGCCUGGCAGCACUGGUUGCAAGCUUCCAGUCUGCAAUGCUUUGUGGUAUCUGAGACACUGGAAGGAAAUAUAGAAAGCAAACAUCAAUAUGGCUGGGCCUUACUAGACUUUGAGAACUUUAGGAAUACCAUGUUUGAACCCAGAUUGGGUUUAGGCUCCUGACCCAGAAUUACCACCAUUAGAAUUCUUCAGCAUAACUAUGACAGGAAACUGGUAGAGAAUCAGUAUCUUCCUGCAGCAUAGACAUAGCCAUUGUUAUUAACAAAGUCAAGUCCAUUCAGUGACAUGCAUAUCUAGAAAACAGCCAAGCAUGCAAGAAUGCUGCAUCACCACAUCAAACAGUUAUGAUAUUGCAGUAAUGGUUUUGAUAAUUUUGUCCAUACUGAAAGGUGCAUCUCAAAAGAUGGUUCCAACAGAUUAACAAAAAUAAGCAUAUGUUACAUAAUCUUGUGGCACAGAGGUGAUCUUUAUGUUUCCAUAGAUACUUUUAUGUGGAGAUCAUUGCAUUGUUCUUCAUGUGGAAUAACGUGGAAAAGUAUCUAAGGCACCUUCUGGGUUGAGUUAACCUUUUAGCUUGAUCAGGCUAAUGAUUUCCAUAGGCUGUUUGCUUUACUUGCUGACUAUGCCAUAUUUGUGCUAUAAGAUAAUUAAGAACAAUACAAUCUCAGUCUGAGCCUGUUAA